Penicillium macrosclerotiorum is the source of this 2376-nucleotide messenger RNA. RefSeq lists its product as uncharacterized. The coding region runs from base 1 to 2376 and encodes 791 amino acids. Gene Ontology annotation, molecular function: DNA-binding transcription factor activity, RNA polymerase II-specific; zinc ion binding; DNA binding. The record is from RefSeq and is a predicted model, not a curated record. The transcript has 3 exons. Gene Ontology annotation, biological process: regulation of DNA-templated transcription; DNA-templated transcription. Lineage: Eukaryota; Fungi; Ascomycota; Eurotiomycetes; Eurotiales; Aspergillaceae.
AUGAAACUUGCCGCGGAAGAAACUCUACUAACGGCCCCCGGCUUCCGCGGGUCACUUUAUUCCUUCUCUCUCCAACUACCUUCAUCCAUGGAGGAAGCACAACCACCGAGAGUACGCAGAGCCACCAAGGCGUGCGCUUUUUGCCGUCGGAGAAAGUUACGAUGCAAUAACGAAAAGCCGACAUGCUCGAACUGCAAAGGCUACGGCAAAGAAUGCUUCUAUACCAUAGGCCCAGAGCGAUCAAGGUAUGAUACUAUUUAUUCUUUGCCAUUGACUUACUCACGACGCCAAGGCCCACCAAAGCCCGAAUCUCUAGGUUGGAAACGGAAAAUCAACUUCUUCGUCAACGGCUUGGAAGCAUUGAACGUCAAUCAACUGCCGCAAGUGUUUCGACACCCAGAGAGAAAUGUGACGAACGCCAAGAAGAGGCACCGAAUUCACCCACUACAGCACCCCAUAGAUCUUCCUGCAGUCCGGGGCAACGGCCUGAAGUGGAUCUUACCCAGUCAGCUGUCUCUCGCAUAUACAUCGCUGCCAAUGGAGAUUCCAGCUAUCAUGGUCUUACAAGUACACUGUUUGACGAUGCGCCGACAGACAGGCGGGCCCAGGUACGGCCAAAUGAUUCACGACUUCCUACCGAUAAUGUUUCAAAGCAGCUCAUGGGUGAAGCAGCCUACCAAAAUGGAAAGCAUAAACCUGCAACAAGGCAAACUUGAUUUUGAUGGGGUUGAUCCCGACCUGGGCAUGCAUUUACUAUCUCUACACUGGAAUCGCCAGCAUCAUUCAUUUCUUGUGACCCACCGCCCUGCAUUUAUGCGAGACAUGGCGGUUAACGGGCCUUAUUUCUCCAAGCUUCUUUUGAAUGCAAUCUUUUUUGGUGCGUCAAAAUUCAGCAAUAGGCCUGAAGUACGUCGAGAUCCUGACGAUGUUCGAACUGCUGGCUGGACCUUUAGAAUGAGGGUCAAAGAGUUACUGGGAAGCGCCCUUGAUCGCAGCGAAAUUACCACAAUCCAGGCUCUUUUGGUAAUGACCAGUUCGUUAUUUGCUCUUGGAGAUGAGCGUAGUGCUGCAUGGCUCUAUGCAGGGACUGCAUUCAGGAUGAUUAUUGACCUGGGAAUGCACGUUGACGCUACCAUGCUCACAAAUAUGCGUCGACUCUCUGAUGAAGAUUUAGAAAUCCGUCGACGCGUAUUCUGGGGCGCUUUUGUCGUUGACAAAAUCCAAUCACUGUAUCAAGGCCGUCCAGCUAGCUUGCAAGAUUUUGAUACGAAAGUGUCGCUCUCUUUCCUUGACACCUACGAGGAAUUCGAACAUUGGCAACCAUUUGCAUACUCUGAUGUGCAGUCAUAUCCCGGUUCUCCAGCCUACAGCGUCUCUACGUUCACUGAACUCUGCAAGCUUUCCCUCGUUUUGAAUGGAAUCUUGAACAAAGUCUACUCUGAGCGCAGCUCAACACGUUCGCGCCAUGACCUUAUUGCAACCUUGAAUUCCUUGGACACACAGCUCGAAAGUUGGCACAGUGAAUUACCUAGCCAUUUAAGAUUUACCAGCAGCUCAACUAGAACCACUCCUCCGCCACAUGUUCUUUCUCUCCUUGCAUUAUAUAAUGUUUUACGUAUUCUUCUUCACCGACCAUUCGUGGCAGAAGGCCAUUUAUAUGCAACAGAUCCAUCGGUUGCCAUAACCUCCUUCAAUACAUGCACUGCGGCAGCCACCCGGAUUAUUCGUCUAUUACAAGCUUACGAUUCAACAUAUUCAAUUCGACAUGCACCUUAUCUCAUCUCAUAUGCUACGUAUGUUGCAGCGACAAUCUUUGUUCGUGUGGCUGCGCAGCGAGAGGGCGGCAGUCGAGCUCACGCCAGCCUUCGGGUCUGUCUUGACGUGUUUAAGAAAAACCAGAGCACCAACUGGGCGGUGCGCCGUGCUGAAAAUGUUAUAUUGCAUUUGAUGGAUCGUAUGGGUGUGGAUCUAGGUCACCAGAUGGAACAUAAUACAAGCCAGCAAGCCCCGGGGAUAACGAGAGACACAAAGAUCGACAGUGGUUUGCCAAACCCCUCAGAUGGGGACAUAUUUCACUCCAUGGCAUUGGAUAACCAAGAAAGUCCACCACAGGGAGAAUUGGAGAGCUCGGAACUAGACAUCGAUAUGAUCAUUCAGAGCUUCAUUCGACAGACAGACAGAACAGUUGAUGGUCAAACUUUUGCUGAGAAUGUCGGUCAUACCCUUCCCGACUCCACUGCCGUAACGCUUGGCCUACAGCCUGCCUCAUCGUCGGCAAUGAUUCCAGUGUACGACUAUGGUUCACCGGACACUCGAUUUGAUGUUGAUAUGCUUUUUGGUUUUAAUGGCUCGCUUCAAGAUGACAUAGCCUACUAA